This is a messenger RNA of Drosophila eugracilis, 577 nucleotides long. Its product is annotated as coiled-coil domain-containing protein 86. The transcript is spliced from 2 exons. The record is from RefSeq and is a predicted model, not a curated record. NCBI's taxonomy places the organism in Eukaryota, Metazoa, Arthropoda, Insecta, Diptera, Drosophilidae. Gene Ontology annotation, cellular component: nucleolus. Bases 97 to 519 code for a protein of 140 amino acids.
ACAUGUUGUUAUCGAUAGACGAUCAGGCGACACGUGCAUUCUCUCAGUGUUUAUUUUGUUUGCAUUUUACACUUACCAGCAUCUUAAUUCCACAAAAUGAGUGAAGCUGUACCCGAAACUGCGCCGUCAAAGACAAAGUCAAAGGCAAAGAAGGCGACGAAGCCGGAAAACAGCAUCCCACGUGGUCAACCCAAAUCCAACCGGCCGUGGAAGACGCCCAAACAAAAAUUUAGCAAGAUUAAGAAGACCGUGAAUCGACUAUCCUUCGAGAAGAAGACAGCCUUACGCGACGAGUUGCGAUACAUCAAAGAGCGAUCCAAGGAGAUCAAAGACAAGCGCAAGGAGGAUGCCGUUCAGAAGCACCAGCGCCGCGUGGAGAACGCAGAACGCCGACUGGCCAACGAACGUCGAUCGGAGGUCGUCCAGAUCAUUAAGAAUCCUGCCAAGCUAAAACGCAUGAAGAAGAAACAGAUGCGCAUGAUCGAGAAGCGCGAUACCAGCCAGGUGAAGGUGGUUUAAGGUGCUGCCCUAGAAUUAACUUGUAUUUUUUGCUAAAUAAAUCUAGUUUUAAUGCCAA